UACCAUUCCGACAAAUGUAGUCUAAAUCAUGGCGGUAAGCUGUAUUAUUGACGGUCUUUCGUAGUGGAUCAUUCAAUUCAUGCAUCGUAUGGAAUUCAGAGCGAGUGUUAGCAAUUAGGAAAGAUUAUUUUUCCUGAAGUUACUUUUGACCUUUUGUUUCAAGUUAAUUCGUAUUCGAAUAUGAGUAUCAUGGGAGAGUCGCAGCAAGCUAUGUUUGGUGAAACCACAACAAUGCCAGAAAAGUUAUUUAAAGUCAUAAUGAUUGGUGAUCCUACAGUGGGGAAGACUUCAUUUGUCCAAAGAUACAUGCUGAAGACAUACAAGAAAGAUUAUAAAGGAACAGUUGGUGUAGACUUUGCUUUAAAGAUACUGAAAUGGUCUGACACUCAGACAGUAAAGCUACAGCUUUGGGACAUAGCUGGUCAAGAACGAUUUACUUGGAUGACCAGAGUUUAUUAUAAGGAUUCCCAUGGUUGUGUUAUCAUGUUUGAUUUAACAAAUAAAAAUUCAUUUAUAAAUACACUAAAGUGGAAAAGAGAUGUGGAUUCAAAAUGCAGCCUUCCUGAUGGCAGCCCCAUCCCUUGUAUGCUGUUAGCAAAUAAAUGUGAUCUUCCUCAUAGACAAGUGGACCAAAUGGAGAUUGAAGCAUUUUACAAAGAACACAAUUUCAUUGGAUGGACAGAAACUUCUGCAAAAGAAGAUUUGAUGGUUGAGGAUUCAAUGAGAUUUUUGGUGGAUGUGAUGAUGCGACAAGAAACUGGAAAUGCGAAUUUGGAUUCGGACAGUUUGAGAUUAACUGGUCCUGGCCCUCAACCUGCCCGUGGUGGUUGUUCAUGUUAACAGGAUAAUCUGUUGGACAAGCUUUUUUUUCUUCUUCCUUCAGUGAAUUCCAUAUGAAUGUAUUAAAAAGGGUAUUCCCAAAAGAGUUGCUUGGCAUGAAAUGCAAUGUUUAUUUAUGUAGUUAGUCAUGCUUCAGAUUGAUCUUCUGUGCCAAUGUAAAAGUAUUUAAAAAUAUAAUGUCAAAGCUUUCAGGCUUAAUUUCUAGAACAAUGGUUGCUUCAGUAGGACUUCAUAAAAAUAAUUUGGGUAAAUCUAUUUUAUCUUGUAUGAAGAAAUUUUGAGAUGGGACAAUACUAAUUUUUAUUUAUGCAACUAUUGUAUUGUCAAACACAUAAAUUUGAAUGUUAUAGGUAAUGUGUGUUCUGUUGAGCACAGAAAGAAUAAUAGUAAUUUAUAUUGCAUUUCUGCUUUGAAACAUGUGUAUUAAUCAUAUAAAAGAUUAACAUCAUUUCAGCUGCUACUACAGCUCCCUUUUGAGCCUUUAUAUUUGCAGCUGUGGUACAUAAGCCACCAGACACAUUCCAUUAUAUUCUUACACCCUUGUGGCCUUACUCCUUAUAUGAACUGCCAAACUUAGUACUUUCCAUGAGCUUUUAUAUUUUGUAUAACUUUUUGUAUUAUAAUGAAUACUCAGACAACAAUAUUUAUCCAUUUGAACUAGUCAAUUUAUUUCAUUAUAAAAGAAAUUAAAACUUAAGUGGAAAACCAUGACUUCUAUGACAAGUUCUAAAGGCAUCAGACCUAAUGGCUCUGAAGCUAUUUCUGUGAUAAGUUUUUUUCCCACAUUUUAUGUAAGUGUUUUGCUUUUAUCAAUUUAUUGUAUUGAAAAUAUCGUAAGAAAUAUAUUGUGUUCAAAGUUUGUUAAAUCUUGCAUAUUGUAGUAAAUCUGUUUUCUUCCCUUUCUCAUUUUUAAAUUAACUUACUGCAACAGUUUUUAAAAGCAGCAUAUUGGUAUAUAUAAUAUAUCUUUUUUGAAACUACCAAAAUAAUGAAACCCAAAUAAUCUGAAAGAAUUGGGGCACUGCCUUUCGUGUAUUAUCGUAUGUAAUGUGCCUACUUUCCUUGAGUAAAUACAGUGGAAUCUGAUUAGUUGGUUUUAAGAGGCUGAAAGAUUUUGAAUGACUUGAGCUGGAAAACAUUAUUGAAAAAUGUUAAAUUUGUUUUCAUGUUUCCUUCAAAACACCAUAAUUUGGAGUAGAAAUUAGUUUUCACAUAACACAUAUACAAGAUUAAUUUAAUUAGAAACUAUAACUAAAUAAAACUAAUUAUAAAUAAUACAUGGCAUUUCAAAUAAUGCAAAUAAGCAACACAAGUUCACAACUGUUACACAUUCUAUCACAGAACACCUGUUCUGUGAUGUGUAGCAGUUAUGCAGAGGUACAGUAGAAACUUUCUUUAGCUGGUUUCCUUAUCAAACUGCCAGAAAAAAUGAGUCUAUACUCCUAAAGUGCCCUGCCUUUGAUAUACAUUGAAGACCAUACUGUUCUCUGGGAAAAAAAACAACAUGAAUUGUGGAUCAUGUUACUGGCUUGAAAUGUGUUAGUAAAUUAGUAAUUUAAUGGGAUUACGACCUGGACAGUUGUAUGUUUUAUGCAGCAAAAUGUAAUGGGAACAUGCUUAUGAGAUUCCACUGUGUUAUGUUGCUUCUAGAGUUUAUACAAAUCUAGAGAGAAAAAAAUUGAUUUCUAAUAUGGAUAUUAAAGAUUCUCAAUUUAAUAAUCAGUAUUUUAAAUGUUGGGUAAAUAAAAGUGCAGUUGCAUUAUAUUCAUAGAUUGGUAUAUGUGAAUAGUCUAUGAAUUAAACUUUGUAGUUGUGAUUUUGGUAAGGGUUAACAUUUUUCCAGUGCAAUAAGAUUUCAUACUUUAUCAAAUUUCCAAAAGUUAUUAUUUAUUACAUAUGCUUCAUAGUUGCACUUUUAUACUUAUAAUAAUGUGUAAUUGACUAGAAGCCUUUUCUCAAAAAAUCUGGCUUGCAAGGACAUGGUUCAAUAGGAGAAAGUAAUUUGUGUUCUUAUAUAUUAAUGCAUUUACCGUGGACAAUCAUUUUGUACUGUAUUUCUGAAUAAAACAAUUACAUUUCUGG
Gryllus bimaculatus (two-spotted cricket) is the source of this 2922-nucleotide messenger RNA. The record is from the annotation of a GenBank genome assembly. NCBI's taxonomy places the organism in Eukaryota, Metazoa, Arthropoda, Insecta, Orthoptera, Gryllidae.